Molecule: messenger RNA, 429 nt
Organism: Phycomyces blakesleeanus NRRL 1555(-)
Lineage: Eukaryota; Fungi; Mucoromycota; Mucoromycetes; Mucorales; Phycomycetaceae
Exons: 5
Coding region: 1-429 (142 amino acids)
Source: RefSeq, a predicted model, not a curated record
AUGAAAGAAAUCCAACCUCUCGGGCUUAAUACAUGUGAGAGUAUCGACUCAGGCACCAGCAAUCUACAGAAAUUGAAGUGGAAUACUCUUCAAGAAACUUUGGACCAUGACAAUGAUAUUACGGAAAAGACUUUCUGGGCAAUCGGCAAUCAACAUAUAACAGCUGUUCUUCUUGAUAGUUUAAAUAUUGAUCAGAUUCUAUUACUCUCCACAUCUUUACUAAAACCCAUCAUAGAAAUCAUCAUUCUCCAUCUGCUCAAAUUACACUCUCAAGUGGUAAACUCGAUUUCCAAAUGUUACUGUGAAAUUGUUACGAUUUUUGAGAGAGUAGUUCAAAUUUUAAGCGCUUUUGUCAAAGCUAUUUUGAAACAGUUUGUAGCCUACAGCGUCAUUACGAUAGAAAAAUGUGUACAGCUCCUGAGGAUUUGA